Messenger RNA from Cornus florida, 1744 nucleotides. RefSeq names its product probable membrane-associated kinase regulator 2. The coding region runs from base 355 to 1320 and encodes 321 amino acids. The record is from RefSeq and is a predicted model, not a curated record. Gene Ontology annotation, cellular component: plasma membrane. The transcript is spliced from 2 exons. NCBI's taxonomy places the organism in Eukaryota, Viridiplantae, Streptophyta, Magnoliopsida, Cornales, Cornaceae.
AUAAAAAUAAAAAUAAAAAUAAAAAUACUGUAUUUUACUAUAAAUUUACUCAAUUUUAACUGUUUAAAAAAGUGACUUCACAGAAAUAACAGAAAUAUGUGUCAAUCUCUCUCCCUAUUAAUGGAUGUGGCUACACCAUCUCUCUCACUAUAAAUUAUAGUACAGUCGUAUCUGACGCACAGACUUGGUCUUCACUAUUUCUGCAACCACGUCUCCAAAAACAGACAAAAAUAAAGCUUGACACAACCCAUUUUCACCAUUAAACAAACUCUCUCAUUUUUUAACAAAGGAAAAGACACAACCCAACUUACUUUACUUGUUUGUGGCUCUUCCUCCUCCACUAGCCAACCAAAUAUGGAAGCUUUUACCUUGCUCAAGCACUGGAAAGGUGGUGGUGUCGCCGCCUUCCACGGCGGUGCAAAUGUGCGUUCCACCAACACCAACACCAACACCAACACCACUAAUACUUCUACGACGGUUGUCAGAACAACGGUGAGUCAUGAUCAGACGGCUAAGACUGAUGAAGAAGACGAUGAUGACGGACCGUAUAUUGAUUUGGAGUUUACUCAACCGGACGAGGAAGACGAUAAGGGAAGUAACAGCGUAGAGGAUGGAGAUGAAGAGAGAGAAGACGAUUUUGAGUCCGAAGAAACGGACGGUGAGAAUGAUGAGACAGAUUUUGAGUUCACGCCUUCAUCGAUGGAGUUCAACGGUUCUGAUUCAAACUCCAAGUCACAAUUUCAAGCGUCUCUUCUGAAAUCAGCUUCCAAGUUUCGAGCCAUGGUGUUGAAACUCAAGAAAUCGAAAUUCAGUGUCUCUGCUCCGGGCACUCCGAAACAAGCGGCACAAAAUCUAGAUUCACAGAGCAAGUUCCUCACCGGUAAUUUAAAAAUUGAAGAGUCCGGCGACAAAUCGGCUUCUGAUCAUGACAAGAGAUUCUCUGAAGAAGUGAAGCAGAGGUACUUGAAGAUCGUUAAACCUCUUUACGUUCGUGUUUCGAAACGGUACGGGGAGAAGCUGCGGUUUUCUGGACAAUCGCCGCCGUGCAAUGUGAAGAGUCAGAAACAGGUGAGUGUGCCGGCGGGACUGCGCGCGGUGCGUAAGCAUUUAGGGAAAAGCCGAUCUGCGUCGUCGGUGGUGGCGGCUGCGCCGACGCCGGCGUCGGAGCCUGUUACGUCAAGACGUCGAGACGAUUCGCUGCUGCAGCAACAAGAUGGCAUACAAAGCGCCAUUUUACACUGCAAGAAAUCGUUCAAAGCAUCUAGAGAUUCUUCGCAGGAGGAAGGUAAAGAGACAACAUUUGAGGUGGUCGGAGCUUGAGUUUGUAGGGAUCACCUAAAAUGGGGAAAAAAGAAAGAAGUGUACGUUGAUGAGAAAAAGUUUGUAGUCUUUUUCAGAUAUUCUUAUUACUUUAAGCCUUGUUCUUCGUGAAAGAAAAGACGUUUUAAAAAGAGAAGAAAGUAUGGGUUAGAUGUUAGUGAUGAUGACCACCUGAGUAAUUUAUUUGGCCUGUAAAGUUCUUAUUUAGCUUAUCUUUAUGUGAAAAUGGAAGAAGAUUCAGAUCUCUGUAUCUAAAAUGAUCCAUCCAAAGCUGAUAUCAUACUCUUUCCCUUGCAACUUAUCAGUCUAUUUUCCUAUUUUAACCCUGUAAAGGUGAAUUUUUCCCUUUUGAAAUGCUCAAAUUAUUGUGGAACUUUUUGAAAAAUUAAAAAGUAUCCAUACAUGUACUUUAAUUCCUUUGGAC